Messenger RNA from Paramacrobiotus metropolitanus, 7232 nucleotides. RefSeq names its product nucleosome-remodeling factor subunit BPTF-like. The transcript has 17 exons. Gene Ontology annotation, molecular function: RNA polymerase II cis-regulatory region sequence-specific DNA binding. The coding region runs from base 443 to 6913 and encodes 2156 amino acids. The record is from RefSeq and is a predicted model, not a curated record. Gene Ontology annotation, biological process: regulation of transcription by RNA polymerase II. Gene Ontology annotation, cellular component: NURF complex. Lineage: Eukaryota; Metazoa; Tardigrada; Eutardigrada; Parachela; Macrobiotidae.
AUUAAAGUCAGGGACAUUACUGCAGAGCUGGCGCCACCUAUCGGCCUGCGAUAGCUCCAAAGCCAUAGCGUUUAACGUGAGGACUUUUCAGGCGAAAGCGUUAUAAGCUAGUUGUGUGGAUCUCCGCAGAAAACGAUGCGAUCUGGGAAGGUUUUAUGCAAUUAAUUUUGAAGGCAAAGUAAGCUUUGACUUGAUCACACCGGUCACCAACAGAUUGGUCGCUGGUCAUUUCCGAAAUACGGCUGCUUUUCAAGGCGUAUGCCGUUCUUUUUGUGUAUCUUGAAAUUUUGACAGCCCAUUCGGUACAGCGAAUAUUUAUUUUUGCCCUAUUCAUCCAUCUGUCAUUGUAACUUUAUUUUAAUGUAAUUUACCAUAAAAUUCUGGAUUAUUGUUGUCGUGAUCUGAUGUGAAAUCAGUCGGGUAUUAUCAAACUUUUUCAGCCAUGCCUCCGCGGCGCUCGGGGAAGAACAGCCGUUCUUCUCGUAAAGACAAGCGCGCCAAGCCAAAAGAGGAUGUUGUGGAGGAUGAGCAGGAUUAUCAGUCAGAUGAGGACAGUAAUCCUGUCCCCGUGACAUCCAAACGGAAAAGCCGUCGCAGUAAGAAAUCCAACCCGAAACCUGUGCCUGUCGUCACCAGUCAUCGGAAACGGCGUAAACGCCAUGCCUCGGAGAGUUCGGACGAUGAUGAUCAUGCCUCCGACUACGGGAACGAUUCCAGCGAUGAUAACUCCAGUUCCGAAGAGGAAGACGUGGAGUUUACCGUGGCCGCCGACGCGGAUGAGGACGAUGACUACGAGGAAACGGAGUCGGUGGGCGAAGAAAAUCUGAAGAAACGGACAUAUAUCCCGCGCGAUCGUGAUCCCGUGUACAUUCAGGAGCGGGAUUUUGACCCCUUGACCCUCCCUCCGUCAUCGGAAGACCUGGUGAUCCCUAACGAUGUCGUCCUGCAGGCGUUCGGGGUGUAUGAAAUCCUGCGACGCCUGACGAAUUGCGUGCAGCUGACCGUCUUCCGGAUUGAGGAUUUCUGCUGUGCCCUGCUAGCGGAAGAAAGCUCGCAGUUAUUAUGUGAAAUCUUUGCCUCUGUGAUUCGCUUACUGGUGCGCGAGAAUGAGCAUGUCGGCUCGUGGUUGGCGCCGCAUGACGAGAAGGAUUCCGUGCAGUUGGCCAUUGUCUGCAUGGAUAAUCUGACCUGGCCGGAGCUGCUACGGUCAUUUUUACAGACCUCCCCCGAAUACGCCCCGGCCCUGAAAGUGGUCGAGCAGAGCCAGUUUCCCUGUGUGCCCGCCAAGGAGAAACUGGUGGUGUUGGAGGUGUUGUGUAGUGUGCUGUUGCGGCUGCCCGGCGUAGUACGGAACGCCCUCAAUCCCGAUGCCAUGAUCCUGGAUGAUUCGCAGCAUGAAGAUGUCUGCCGCAGCUGCCGGACGACGGGCACGAUGGUCUGCUGCAGUGCAUGCCCCGCAGUUUAUCAUUUAUUCUGCCUGUCGCCGCCUUUAAAGGAGGCUCCGGAAUGGGAUUGGUUUUGUACUCUUUGCAGACACAACCAGCAGGUUACGGGAGUGCUGGAAUGUGUCACCGAGACGGAAAAGCAGAAUUUUUGCCUGCGCUACGAGCCCCUGGGACUGGAUCGGCACGGGCGGCGCUUUGCCUUUAUCGCCCGACGUUUACUCAUAUAUGCCGAAGACGAAUCCUUCGUUUCGUAUUAUACGACUGCUGAGCAGUUCGAUGAGGUUAAGGCACUACUGGAUCCUGUUGAUUUGGAAAAGGAACUGUGCGAAUCCCUCGCAGAACUGGAUGGCGAAAUACGUCAACAUAUGGAUAUAACAUCUAAACUAACGAAAACCUUUGCCAAAGGUCGUCCAACUUAUUUGGAUAAAGCUGAUGCUGAUAUUCGAAAGAAACAAGAAGAAAAAGAGGAGCAGCUCCGGAAGGAAGAGGAAAGUAAGGAUAUCGAGAUGGCCGAAGUGGAUGAGAAACCAAAAGAGGAGGAAACCCUGACGAAUGGUCCCAUACCAGAAGGCGUGAAAGAGGAAGAAGGUCCUCGUGUUGCCACUCGAACUCGAACAGGUGCUAUUGUUCCGAGAUCCUACGCCGAUACACCACUCAAUCACAAAAUAAAAGAACCGAGCGUAAUUCCUCCGCCAUGCAGUAGUGAUCCCAAGUUGACCUUUGAUCUGUCAAAAGUUGUUGGUGUUUUAUACAAACUGGGCGUGGAAGGAACAUUCCGGAUUUAUAAAAAUUACCAUAACAGUCCACUCGGCCUGCCGGCCCAGGGCAAGAAGCCAGAAGAUAAGCGCUCACGGGAAAAGCUGUUCGCUAUGAAGUUUUCCUUGCCGGGAGAAAAACAGACUCCGUGGGAUUUCCGGUGGAAUGGCCUGACCACGGGACUCUGCAAAACUAUGGUGCCGACAUUGCGCGCUACAUUGUUGGAAAUGGAGAAGAAUAUUCAUCCAUCCUUUUAUCAUCCUCAUUGGGCAACGUACCGUGCGGAAUGGGUCAAAGCGCUGGAAAAGGUAGAGAAACCAGAGGAGUUAGCCGUGGCUCUCUCCAGGUUCGAAACCUCUUGUAAACCAGUGGUAUUCGUACCGGCCUGGCACGAAACUCUAGGAUGCCUUAAGUGGGGAAAAUUUGCCAAUAUUGACAAAGAAGAACCCAGAGCCCGUCGUCGUGAUGAUGAAGAGAUCAUAAGUCGGUCUGCGAAAAAAGCCUACGUGAAUUUCGUUCAGGGUGUACAACAUCAGAUAUGGAAACAUAAAGGUGAAGAAUUUCGUCUUUCCGGUCGGGGUGGGGUUUUCUGGUGGAGUAGUCGGUAUACGGAAGAACCGGAAGCGCCCUGUGUCCCGAACAAAGCCGUACCUGACGACAACGUGGAGGAGGAUGUACUGGAUAUAUCAGCGGCUUUUGCAUCGGACUCCAAAUUUUAUCCGGUUGACGAUGUUCUCAAAGAUCAGUUAAAGAAGACUCUACAGACUACGGAUCGUCUGAGAAAUAUGGAGCCAUACGUUGCCCCAUCGACUGCGAAUGAAAAAAAGGAGAGUUGUCUAACCAUCACGACCGAUGGGCCCGUGAAAACGGAAGCUCUUGAAAACGUUGAGCCUUCGAAGUCAAAUGGACAGAAAGAUGUGGUUCUGCUUAAUGGGCAAGCAACCGAAGAAGAAAAGCGAAUUAUGAAGGAAGGCGGUCCCGCCGCAGUUGCCGCUGAGGAGAAGAAGGACAACACUCCUGGAAAAGCAGCUGUGGCGCCGGUUGCGUUAAACACGGCUGGAAUUGUCAACCUGAACAAUCCGAAGAACGUCACAUACAAAGCAAUGUUGCCGGCACUGUUGCGUAUGGUGAAGGAAGAAAACCUGCUUGACUUCUUCCGUGUUUCGCAUACCGACUUCAUGGUGUUGGCUCUCAAUGCCGGACUGAGCGAGCUACCCGGUUUCAAGUACGAUUACAAAACGGCCCAGUAUUGGGAAUAUCCUCAUUUCCCGCGCCCCAACACCCGUACCAUCUGGCGAUUUCGAACAUAUGCCAUCAAAAACUGGGGAGGUGUGGCAUUGCAGAUGAAGAUGUUGCAUGCCGCCUUGCGCUGGGAAGAUUUGCACAAUAAGGGGCUGGCUGGUAUGAGCGGCGGGAAAAAGAUCUUAAAAGAUGACUCUGGCACCUGCACGUCCGAAAUUAUCCAAAAACGCUCCAGUGCUCGAUUCUCGGAUUUUCCGCGAUGUGAAUAUUUGGUUAGGCGGGAAGUUGUGCCUUUUCGAGAGGGAAAUCAGAAAAAUUUGUUGAAGUCGACGCCUGGUCGUGAGGGACUACGAGAACGUAAACUGGAACAACCGAAGUUCAGAGAACCAUUCACGCAGGAAAUAUGGGUCGGAGAAGAGGCAGUGGAUUUGUGGGAAAUUCGAUCUUUUUACGAUCGCAUCGAACAUCCUCCACCCGAACCGCCUAAACCCGUCAUCAAACAAAUAGCGCCGAUUAAGUAUUCGAGCAACAACCGCAGCCCGCCAGCUACCCCGGUCGCCAGUGGUCAGAAGCUAAGUCAACAUAAUUUGCUUAAAUCCACCACGGACGUCGGAACAACACCUGUACAGGUUGUUGUGGGAAAUCGAACAUAUCUCAUACAACCAAACUUUGUUGGUCGGAUGCAGCAAAUUGUGUACCAGUUUAAAUCCGGUGCGAAAAUCACUCCGGCUACUCCAGCCGCGGCUGAAUCUGCUUCUACUCCUGCAGAGCCAGUUGAACCGGCCAGUAACGAAAGCGAAUCAGAGAAAUCAGAAACGUCAACUUUACCCGCGGAUCUGCAGAACAUUAUGGAACAAAUUAAAAGUGGAACGCUAACACAAGAAGCGCUGAACAAACUGCAAAUUUCUUACAAGGACGGUGUGCAGCCAAAGUCUCGCGGUAAAGCGAAGGAAGCCGCUCAGGCUGCGGAUGCUGCUCAGACGGUGAUGGAUGCUGUUGUAAUUGCUGCGAAUGAUCGGAUAAAUAAACGAACGCUGCAAUUGCGGAAACUGUUGACUAACCGCAUCAUGCACGUUAAGAGUGUCUACCGGAAAUCGCAGAAUAAUAUGCACGCAACCGCGCUGCAGGCACUUGUGAGAGUGCAUCCGCACCUAUUCCCGGACUUGCCUGUGCGUCCGAGAGCCAUGUCUUCUACACCUGGUACUGGUUCGCCUAAGAAACGUCGGGGAAGAUAUAAGAAAAAACAGCGCGACGAGGUCAAGGUGACCACACCGACACCACCCGUUGCGGACGAAACUGGUCUAAUUAUCACGGACGAGUCGACACCAGAAGACAAAAAGGUCUUCUCCAGUCCGGACGAAGCGAAGGUACCCCGAGCGAAAAUGAUUUCAACUGGUCCAAAGAUAGAAGAGAAAGAGGUAAUUCCCAAAAUUCCCAAGAAACGUGGACGUCCUUCCAAAGCGGAGAAGCUGCAGAAGGCUGCGGAAGAAGCCGAGAAGGAGCGAUUACAAGCCGAAGCCGCGCAGAAAGCGGCUGAAGAAGCGGCGGCACUGGCUGCUGCGACCGCCGCUGUCGAACCAACCGUACCUCCGCUAUCUCGUUCUGCAUCUCCCGUCAAACGAGAGACCUCGCUUUUGGAAGGAGAAACCCCAGUGGAAGAGGGCGAAAAGAAGAAGAACAAGAAGAGAAAACGGGAAAAGGAAAAGAAGAAGAAAGCGAAAAAGCGCAAGGAUAAAGAACGUGAUGACGCCGAAGAAGUUAUAAGUGAAAAGAAAGAGAAGAAAGAUAAAAAAGAAAAGAAGGACAAAAAGGAUAAGAAAGAAAAGAAGCGAAAGCGAAAGAAGCAGAAGACCGAAGAGGAGGCAACAGAGCCUGCUACGGAGGAGGUGUUGAAAGUGGAGAUUACCGAGGAGCCGGUCCAAGAGGUGGUUGAACCGAUUGUGGUUGAGAAGAAGAAAAGCAAGAAGCGUAAGCGAGACAGUGAUGCGGCCGUUCCGGCGACACCGGUGGUGGCGCCUCCGGAAAUCACAUCUCCACCGCCCAAGAAGCGGAAGGCGAACAGGAGUUCGAAAGAAUUGCAUUGCUAUUGUCAGACUCCCUAUGAUAAAAAGAAGUUUUAUGUCUGCUGUGAUCGGUGUGAUAAAUGGUUUCAUGGAGACUGCGUCGGCGAAAAACAGGGCGAUCCUAAACUGGACGAGAAUCCUUGGUAUUGUCCUACUUGCCGAGCGCAAACUGCUCCCGCCACUCCUCAGCAGCCUCCUGCGGAAACGAAGCGGAAAGGGAAGAGCUCCAAGAAGAAGAAACAGAAGACAGAACCUGUGGCUGAUACUCCUGUUGUUGUGGCGGAAAAUCCCACCCCCGUUAAAUCCACUCAAAAGAAAUCCAAGUCCAAGAAGGCUGCCGUGAAACUGACAGUUAAACUACCUCGCAGUCCAUCGCCCGUGAAUUUCCAAGAUUUGGAGCGAUCGAUGUCAGCCCCUACACCAGCACCGUUGCCCGCUCCUCCCGUGAAUGCUAAUAUUGAUUUCAAUCUACCACCAGCUCUUCCCAUGCCUCCGAUUAUUUUGCGGUUAAAUAAGGUGUCUAAGAAGUCCGCUGGAGCAAAGGAACCUCCAGCGAUUCCGAAAGAGCCGUCGGCGCCUCCAAAAGAGCCUUCAGUGCCUCCAAAGGAGCCUACAGCGCUUCCGAAGGAGAAGUUAUCAAAGAAAUCUCAUGGUGUUGUCAAGAAAAUACGCGUGCCUAAGAUUCAGAAUAAAGUGGAUGGAUGUGUGGCAGUGAACACUGAAACCGCGGUAUUGGAUCUGCCGGAAACGGUGGCUGAGCCAGAACCUGCGCCUGUUAAUACUGUGAUGACUGCGCCGCCACCUGAGGAGAAGGAACCUAUUCGUAAUGGACGGCAGAAAAUGAUCCGAGAGCCAGGGAAAAAGGAGCAAGGACAACGGUACUGCUUCUGCCAGGAAUUGUACGAUCCCGCUAAGGGAUACCGGAAGUUCAUUAAGUGCGAACGCUGCCGUGAAUGGUAUCAUCCGCGUUGUGUUGGUCGAACAUCGAAGCAGGUUCUACGGCGCUAUGUGUGUGAUGGAUGUUUGAAGAAAACCGAGUUUAAAGAUUCACUCUUUCGUGAACUGACGGAAGCGGAUAUUGAGAAACUAGAAAAAAUCCUUGCUCAACUGAAGAGUCUCCCCCAAGCCAGUUUCUUUCUGUCACCGGUUAAAGAGGAAGAGGCGCCUAAUUACUAUCGGGUCAUUCGUGAACCAAUGGAUCUGGGAACGGUUUCGGAAAAGCUGCAGAACCGUCAGUAUCGCUUCCUCCAGGAAUUUCUCUAUGACUGUGGAUUGAUUUUUGAUAAUGCGCGCACUUUCAAUCGAGAGAAUACAAUUUAUUAUCAGUAUGCUGACAUUAUGGAGGAUGAAUUUAUCCGCAAAACCACUCCGUUUCGGCUGAGUAAAGCGCCGCAGAAGGGCAAAUGAAGCAGUCAGUCGAUCUCUAUUAUCAGGGCUGCUGGAUCUUGGAAGGGUGCACUCUUUUCUCUCGAAACCCAGUCAGCGGUAUUUUGUUGCAUAAACAGUGCUUUGAUGGGGAUGAUAUUCAUAACAUGUACCAUAUUUGUUUUAUAAUCUCAACGGAUAUUUUUUUGUUUGGUAUUGUUCCUUAGAUGUUUUUGUUUGAAAUCCGCGGCUUGAUUGUUACCGAUUUAACGGGAAAUUGUUUGGGCAGUUGGUUUCCCUCUUUUUUUGCUGUGACGUUCAGAAUCGUGAUCAUGGGAUUACAAUAAACUUAAAGAAUGAA